Mercurialis annua (annual mercury) is the source of this 698-nucleotide messenger RNA. RefSeq lists its product as uncharacterized. The record is from RefSeq and is a predicted model, not a curated record. The coding region runs from base 92 to 592 and encodes 166 amino acids. The transcript is spliced from 2 exons. NCBI's taxonomy places the organism in Eukaryota, Viridiplantae, Streptophyta, Magnoliopsida, Malpighiales, Euphorbiaceae.
CAUAUAAUUUUGCCCACCUUUUUAUUAGCAAACCAAUAAAAGUAAAGAGUACAGUUAGCCACAUAACGGUCCGAAAAACAAAGAUUCAAACAUGAAAAGGAAAGGAGAAGCAAUCCAAGAAGAAGAACAAGAAGCGAAAAAAAGGUUAAUCCUCAGUAGCUGUAAAGUGGUAGAGUAUUUGGGUCCAUUAAUGUCUAAAGAUCUUCUCUUCAAGUUCCCCGAUUAUUCCGCUUUCGAUUUCGAUUACUCGCAGAGUUCAAUAUGGUCCCCUUUGGUUCCUCGACUUCACAGUCCUAUGGAUUUAUCAGACUCUGAUUUUAUCACACCUAGAAAACUUAGUUUUGGGUUUGGUAUAAAUUUGGGUAGUAACGAGAUUAAGAAGAGAAAUUCUUGUUCAAAGAAAUUUAAGAAAAUCAAAUUCUUGGCUUCCGGGAUGUCUCCAUCUCCGAGUAAGAAUGCUUGUGUUCCGUUUGCUGCGAAGGGAUGGAAUAAGGUGUUGAAAGCUGCAAGUAAACAUUUCAAGAACAAGAAGAAGAGAGAUUGUGCAGGACAUGUGAAGCUAUCCAAUUAUCUCACUGAUUUUACAAAAUGAACGAUUAAUAAUUGAUUGUUACUUUAUGUAUUUAGCAGUGCAAGUAAAUUGCAGACAGUUCUUCUGUUGUCAAUCGUGUUCAAUAAAUAUUUUAUUUAUUUAUUUA